Messenger RNA from Aspergillus niger, 732 nucleotides. RefSeq lists its product as uncharacterized. The transcript has 3 exons. Bases 1 to 732 code for a protein of 243 amino acids. The record is from RefSeq and is a predicted model, not a curated record. Lineage: Eukaryota; Fungi; Ascomycota; Eurotiomycetes; Eurotiales; Aspergillaceae.
AUGCAGCCCAUCCCUGCCACCCACCUCCUUCUUCUUCUUUCAUUUCUUUUUCAUUUCCUUUUUUUUUUUUUUUUUUUUUUUUUUUUUUUUUUUUUUUUUUUUUUGCUUGUGGCUGCAGGCCCUGUAGGUUAUGAAAGCAUCUAUGAGGAUGCGAUCAACAUGAAGAAUUCUUCUGCCUGCAUUGUGGCCACAAAGUGGAAGCAGCUUUGGUUCUCUGAAUUAGAUCAUGUAUCCAAUGGAAGUGACAACCCAAGUAAUGAAAACUCCGGCACUGUUGCCCUCUAUGUAACGUACCAAGUACUCAUAUUGUUCUUCAGGUAUCCUAGGUCAGCUACUCUACUUUUGUCGUCAUGGGAAAUUGCACUUCUACCUUCCUUUUACCCGUACCUGAAUCCAGCCCCAUCCUUCGAAACACAGUCUACUGCCUAUUCGGUAUCCGGAAUCAGUGGCGCCGCAUGUACCGGAGUAUUUCGUACUAGCAGUGCUUCGGAAGGCUCCACAUCUGAUUUGAGGGACCGGAUGGGAUACCAGCCAAUCAAUGUAACACCACUUCAACUUCAUCUCGUCCUUUUCCGGAAACUCCUUGGUCCAAUCCGAGCCGCCACCAGCGGCGUGGCUGGGUCCUUCUUAGCAUAUGUCGCGGUCAGCACCAUGGCAAAAACCCCCACUAUCGAAUACUUUCCCGAGCUCUUUCUCUUUUUUUCUUUUUCUCUCUCUUUUUUUUUCUUCUAG